AGUUCAAUCACUUUCGCUAUGCGGCUUCUCUCAGUCUUGUUUUGUGCUGCUAUAUUAUGCACAGCAUUUUCUGAAAGUAAACAGGGUUCCCCAAAAGCCGUCGGACCAUGUAUCCUGAACCGCUGUCCCAGAGGAUUCGAAUGCGCUCAAGCAGAAUGUAUACCGAAUCCAAACGAAAUUGAAGAACUUGGUCCGUGCGUAAAUAACAUGUGUCCCAAAUCAUACCAAUGCAACGAUGACAUCUGUAUUCGACCAAAGCCCAAAGCCCGUGCUGGAGCUGAAUCCAUUGGACCUUGUGUUAACGAUCUAUGCCCGGAUAAUCACUUCUGCGUCGUCAGCGAGGGAAAAUGCUACCCAAUGGAUUGAAAUGGGACAAUUAUCAUUCACUGAUAUCUUACCUAACAUGAAUUAUAAAUUAUUUUUUGAUAAUAAGUCAC
Cylicocyclus nassatus is the source of this 437-nucleotide messenger RNA. The record is from the annotation of a GenBank genome assembly. Lineage: Eukaryota; Metazoa; Nematoda; Chromadorea; Rhabditida; Strongylidae.